AUCUAUCACAGACGAAAUCGGUUACAACCGCCAGACGCAACACCGCAGUGUUCACCACGCGCCACCGAAUCAGGGCGUACACAUGGCGGCCAUAUUCUCCACCAGUGCUAUGCUCCAUAGCUUUAUUUUCGCUUCAUCGCGUAAAUCCUCCACUCCGUUAACCACCACUACAUCCAGGUGACUUUCUUCUACGUUAUUCAAAUUCAUUUGUUUUUUUUUUCUUAUCAAAUCAUUUGAGUAUGUGUUCAAGUGCACAGAUUCAGGGCAAAAAUGUCGUCGUCGGCGGUGACGGUUACAUCGCUGGAAAGUACUCCAAUCGUGGUACGUGUUUCUCUGUGUCCUCUUAAUUUGCAUAAUUGAGAUUGAGAUUGCAGAAGUGUGUCGAAAGAGACUGAUUGCGAUCUUAAUUACGUGUUACGAUUGAUGAUAUUUUUACAAUUGGAAGUGGAAUGUUUAUGGUGUUAACAACACAGCUUGGAUUUGGCGGUGUGGCGGUGGAUCUCUUGGCUACUGUGGCUGCGUUCCCUAACCCGGAUGACAAGAUCCGUAGCACCAGCUUGAAGGUACUGACUCUAGAAGAUGUUUUUAUGUUUGGAGGUACAAGGAGGUGGUAAUGCAGGAAAUGCUCUAACUUGUGCAGCUCGUUUAGGAUUGAAUGCGAGGUUAAUAUCCAAGGUUGCCAAUGAUGCUCAAGGGAGAGGAAUAUUGGAGGAAUUAGAAGCUGAUAGUGUAGAUGUGUCCUUCUCUGUGGUUUCUGAAGAAGGAAAUUCACCAUUUACCUAUGUCAUUGUGGACAAUCAAACGAAAACUCGAACUUGCAUUCAUACUCCAGGCUCGCCUCCAAUGAUUCCCAAUGACAUCUCCAAUUCAACAUUGUUAGCUGCAUUGGCUGGAGUGAAGCUUGUUUAUUUUGAUGUACGGUUACCUCAAACUGCCUUAGUUGUUGCACAUGAGGCAAAUCGCAGGAGAAUACCGAUUCUAGUUGAUGCUGAACGGCCAAGAGAAGGCCUGGAUGAUCUUCUAAAUUUAUCAGACUACGUGGUGUGCUCGGCAAAACUUCCAGAGACAUGGACUGGAGCUCCAUCUGUUCCAGGUGCACUUAUUUCAAUGCUCUUGAGGUUGCCAAAAGUCAAGUUUGUCAUUGUAACUUUAGGUGCUGAUGGUUGCAUAAUGCUUGAGAGAAGCAUUGGUGCAGAGAAUGAUCGAGCUGAAGAAAUGGAUGUAGAUGACUUACUAGAGCAAUUGAAGCGCAAAGCGGACAGUAGUACAGCUGACCCAACAUGCAUUUCCUCGGACGUCAAAAGAUUGCAGGCAAAGGGGAUUGGGGUUGUGUGUGGGAAGCUAUUGUUUGGCACAGCUGAGAAGAUACCACAGUCAGAGCUCGUGGAUACAACAGGUGCUGGAGACGCAUUUAUAGGAGCUGUUCUAUAUUCCAUUUGCACCAACAAGCCUCCAGAACAGAUGUUACCUUUUGCAGCUCAAGUGGCAGCAAUCAGUUGUCGAGCUUUAGGAGCUCGUGCUGGUCUUCCAUGUCUCACAGAUCCUCGUUUAAUACCAUUUUCACAAUAACCACCCCUAACGACUUCACCGUAAAACUUAUUUCCAGCUUAAUGUUCUUGUUUUUACUGCAAUUCAUUGUUAAUUUGAAUUGCAUUUUAUACAUUUGUGACCGUACAAUUUAAGUUAACGAGAAGAACAGGAAAACCAUGCU
This is a messenger RNA of Cynara cardunculus var. scolymus (artichoke), 1711 nucleotides long. Its product is annotated as ribokinase-like. The record is from RefSeq and is a predicted model, not a curated record. Bases 580 to 1569 code for a protein of 329 amino acids. Lineage: Eukaryota; Viridiplantae; Streptophyta; Magnoliopsida; Asterales; Asteraceae. Gene Ontology annotation, molecular function: kinase activity. The transcript has 11 exons.